UGCUGUUUCAUAACACCCUAACUCGAUCAUGAAGAGUACUAUAACAGAUAACGUCUUCAGUCAAGAGCUCCCAAUCUUAAGAGAACCACCAUGCACAGUAAAGAGGCGGUCGCCAUCCCGUAACUACUUCUCUCCGCGCCCUCUGCCAUGUCUUCGGAUCCCGCGGGUUUUAGCGUCGCCGAUUACCUUGUGUUUUCGGCUUCUCUCGCCAUUUCUGUGGGGAUAGGCGUAUACCAGUGGUGGAAAAGCCGGAAUGGGAACGCGGAGGAGUUCUUCCUGGGCGGCGGCCGCAUGUCCCCCGUGCCAGUGGCCCUGUCGCUGGUGGCGGGCGUCGUGUCUGCCAUCUCGAUCUUGGGCAACACGUCCGAAAUGUACUACUACGGAUCCCAGUUUUGGAUGAACCUCUUGGGCGUCGCUGUGGGAGGCCUCCUCGUCGUCUUGGUCAUCAUUCCGGUCAUCUAUCCACUCCGCCUCAUCAGCAUCUAUGAGUACCUCGAGCUUCGCUGGGGCUCUCGCCUGCUGCGGAAGAUGGUGACGGUGCUCCAGCUGGCCAACAUGUUCCUCUACCUUGGCAUUGCUUUGUACGCCCCCUCGCUCGCCCUCUCCUCCGUCACGCCCAUCCCCACCAACAUCUCCGUCAUCGUCCUUGGCCUCGUCUGCACCUUCUACGCGUCUGUUGGAGGGGCGAAGGCAGUAGUGUACACCGACACCUUCCAGACUCUCGUGAUGGUCGUAGGGGUGAUCGUGGUCAUCAUCCAGGGUUGCGUGGAGGUCGGAGGAGGACCUGCAGUGUGGGAGAUUAACAGAGAAAAUGGGAGGAUUGAGUUCUUCAACAUGGACCCGAACCCCCUCGUGCGACACACUUUCAUGACGACGACCAUUUUGGGAAUCUACAUGUCCAUCAGUAUGCAGGGGACGUCUCAGGCCCAGUACCAGCGAUGGGCCUCCGUCGAGAACAUCAGACAAGUCUACCUGGUAAUGGCUAUCAACAUCUUUGGCUUGAUGGUCCUUUGGUCUCUCAUAAAUUUUGCUGGCCUGGUUGUCUUCGCUGUGUACGCUGACUGUGACCCUUUUUCAGCAGGUUGGAUUCAGAAAAUAGACCAGGUCACGGCUUACUUCGUCGUGGACAAGCUCGGUUAUCUCAAGGGAAUUCCAGGACUUUUCGUGGCGGCUGUCUAUAGUGGAGUCCUCAGCUCAGUUUCGUCCCAUCUCAAUGCCAUGGCUGCCAUGUUAUGGGAAGAUUUACUGCUCGCUUUCAGGACUUUCAAGAAUUACACUCCGACGAAAGCCAAAAAUGCAAAUAUCAUUAUAUCAAUGCUGAUCGGCGUGCUCUCCACCGUCCUGGGCGUUCUGGCUGGGAAAAUGGGCGGCCUCGUGCAAGUCGCCUAUUCCAUUGCGGGCGGUUUGGGCGGUCCUAUUUCCGGGGUUAUACUUACUGGUGUCCUUUGCCCCUGGGUCAAGGCUGUGAGCGCCAUUUCGGGAUUCCUCUGCGGCGUCGCCCUCAACUUGUGGAUAGUGAUCGGAAACUUCUUGUACGCCCCCCCGACGCCCUUGCUGCCUCUCUCGACCGAAGGCUGCCCCGGGGCCAAUGCCACCGCCAUGCCCUUCACGUCCUCUACGGCCUUCGCGACGACCACAGCAGAUCCAGGACCUUCUGACCCCGCGGAGGUGUUCCCUCUGUACCUCCUCUCCUACUGCCUGUUCGGAGCCAUUGGAGUUCUCAGCACGAUCGUCAUGUCAAACCUUGCCACCUGCGUCUUCGGUGUGUCCAAAAAGUCAGAUGUUCUAGAAAAAACAGUUAACAAAACUAGUCUAAAAAUCUACCUCUGGAUGACAUCAAAAUCGGACAGUUCCUCCCUCAACGAUGACACAGAAAGCGGGAGUAAGAUGGGAGACUUCGGUAUUUCCAAGGAGAGUAUCACCACAAGCAAACCAGAUACGGGUACUGGUGAAAAGCGUGGUAUAGAUAAUCCAGUGACGGUUGACGAUUCCAUAUGAAUAAUUUAUUUAUCUAUUUAUUUAUUUUUAUUUUUAUUUAUUUUAUUUUAUUUUUUUAUCAGACCAUUAGUGAUUAGUUUCAACCAGAGUCCUGUCAGAAUCAUAAAACAUUUCGAGGCAUGUAUUAUGUCUAGAUAUACAACCGAUAGUUAUACUAUUGUUCGAUUAUUUCGGAGGAUGAUGAGAAGGUGAGAUAGUUUUCUUUACCACUGUUAGCUUCAAGCAGUGGUAAAGAGAUCCGUUGUUAAAUAUUCGGGCCAACCACUCAGUGACGUCACUGAUAGCGGAAUGAACAGUGUUCAUUGUGACAAAUGUAGAAAAAGGCCUGGGUGAGAGUAAAUCUCUUGUGCUGUGAAAACACGCACGCGCGCGCGCACACACACACA
Penaeus monodon (black tiger shrimp) is the source of this 2384-nucleotide messenger RNA. RefSeq names its product sodium-coupled monocarboxylate transporter 1-like. Gene Ontology annotation, biological process: transmembrane transport; sodium ion transport. The transcript has 13 exons. Gene Ontology annotation, cellular component: membrane. Lineage: Eukaryota; Metazoa; Arthropoda; Malacostraca; Decapoda; Penaeidae. Bases 148 to 1998 code for a protein of 616 amino acids. The record is from RefSeq and is a predicted model, not a curated record. Gene Ontology annotation, molecular function: symporter activity.